AUGUCAUACACUUAUCAGUUUAAAUUUAUCAUCAUAGGAGAUACUGGCGUCGGCAAGUCUUGUUUAAUGCUCAGUUUUAUUGAUAACCGCUUCAGAGACGACCAUGAUGUUACUAUAGGUGUGGAGUUCGGCUCAAAAAUCAUUGACAUUGAAAACACAAAAGUAAACCUGCAGAUUUGAGACACAGCUGGUUCAGAGUGCUUUAAAAGCAUCACAAGGUCUUAUUAUCGGUCAGCAGCAGGAGCCCUGCUGGUAUAAAUUAAUAGCGUUUAUGUUUCUUCCUGUGCCAUGCUUUAAGAGGAUUUUGAAUACAAAAUAUACAAUAUUGGGAAUAUUUACUUUUUUUUGAUACAAAAGAGUAAGCAAAAAGAGGGGUAGGAUAUAUACGAUAUAACAAAGCAAGAUUCCUUUAAAAAUGUUGCAGAAUGGCUUGGAGAAGCAAGAACUUAUGGACACCCUAAUAUGGUUACUAUGCUUAUUGGCAAUAAAAUCGAUAUCAGUGAAGAAAGGGCUAUUUCAAUUGAGGAUGGAAAAACAUUUGCUAAAGAAAAUGAUUUAUUAUUCACCGAGGCUUCUGCGAAAACUGGAGAAGGCGUAGAUCAGGCAUUUACAGAACUGAGUAGAGUCAUAUGUGAGAGAAUCGAAGAAGGGAUUAUAGACGUGAAAAUUCAGUCAUUAGGUAUAGCGCUUUCCCGAGGAUGGCGCGGAAUGGCGCCAUCCUCGGGAAAGUCAACUAAGCAUCCACACGGGAACUGGGAGUUCCACGUGUGGAUGCCAUUUUUGACAUGUGGGAUCCAAACUUCCACAUGUCAAAAUGGCAUCCACACGUGGAACUCCCAGUACCCGUGUGGAUGCCUUCCUGGCUUUCCCGAGGAUGGCGCCAUUCCGCGCCAUCCUCGGGAAAGCGCUAUAUCACAAUAAGAGGAGAAAUCAAAAAGAAUAGCAAAAAUAAAAGCGGCUGUUGCUAG
Molecule: messenger RNA, 968 nt
Organism: Blepharisma stoltei
Lineage: Eukaryota; Ciliophora; Heterotrichea; Heterotrichida; Blepharismidae
Source: the annotation of a GenBank genome assembly